AUCGGAACUAAGCCGCUCCAUUUCAGGGUCUAAAUAACAAUUUCCUCCCCGACAAGCCCUCCCACUCGCACGCGGAGACAAACGCGCCGCGCGAUCGCCGGCCGCCGCCUCGCAUCUCCUCGGCUCCUCCUCCGGCGACCGACUCACCGCCGGCGACGGCGACUCGACCGACCAUUGCCCUCGCUGCGUUGCAUGUGUAGCCUGAGGAAUCCGCCUCCGCCCCUUGUUCGGUGGGCAUGGGCGUCGGUGGCGUGAGAGGCGGUGGGGGAGGCAUCGGAGGAGGGCCAUCCGGCGGCGGCGGCGAGAGGUGGAGGUGGAUCCUCUUCUUCGCGCUGGUAUCCGUGUUCUUCGUCGUCUCCCUCAUCCUCCUCCUGUUCUCCUCCUCCCCCCCGCGGCUCCGCCUCCCGGGCCCCGCCGGCGCCACCCCCUCCUACGCCGCCGUCCGCUGCGGCCACGGCGCGCCGCCCUGCCUCGCGUACCUCCUCACGGGGGCACGCGGCGAUGGGCCCCGCCUCCUCAGGCUCCUCCUCGCGGUCUACCACCCCCGCAACCGCUACGUGCUCCACCUCUCCGCCGACGCCGCCGACGACGAGCGCCGGGACCUCGCCGCCCGGGCCGCCGCCUCCACGCCCGCCGUGGGUGCCUUCCGCAACGUCGCCGUCGUCGGCACGCCUACCGCGGGGACGCCCGUCGGCUCCUCCAGCCUCGCUGGCACGCUCCGCGCCGCCGCCGUCCUGCUCCGCCUCCACCCGGAUUGGGAUUGGUUCGUCACCCUCAACGCUGCCGACUACCCCGUCGUCACGCAAGACGACUUGAUUUAUGUCUUAUCAAAUGUUUCAAGACAGUUCAACUUCGUUGAUCACACUAGUGACAUUGGACAGAAAGAAUCUGAGAAGGUGCAAUCGAUGAUAGUUGAUGCCGGAAUUUACUUGGCAGGGAGGACCAACUUUUUCCGAGCUAAAGAGAAAAGGCCAACUCCUGAUGCUUUUAAGUUCUUCACAGGUUCUCCAUGGGUUAUUCUGAACCGGCGGUUUAUAGAGUACUGCAUUCUUGGUUGGGAGAAUCUUCCUCGGAUUCUUCUGAUGUACUUCAACAAUGUCAUACUACCUCAGGAAGGAUAUUUCCACUCGGUCAUAUGCAACUCUCUUGAAUUCCGUAAUUUCACUGUGAAUAAUGACUUGAGGUACCAGGUGUGGGAUGAUCCACCUCAGACAGAACCUGUUUUCCUGGACAUGGCACAUUAUGACAAGCUGGUAGAUAAUGGGGCACCUUUUGCAAGGCGUUUUCGUGGGAACGAACCGUUGCUCGAUAAGAUCGACGGCAACAUACUUGGACGCUGGGGUCACGGACCUGUUCCUGGGGCCUGGUGCUCAGGCAGGAAAAACUGGUUCAAUGACCCAUGUUACCAGUGGAGUGAUGUGAACAUCGUAAGACCAGGUCCUCAGGCCAUCAAGUUGCGCCAAUAUAUGAACCGGAUUUCUGAAGAGGCAGAAAUUGGCAGCAAAUCAUGCAGGCGAUAACAAUUUGCAGGUGAACCGCUCUGCAGAAUAAUUAGCCAUUCUUUCCUUGAUCUGAAAUGAAUAAUUUGCAGGUGCACGAAUAUAUAUUCCUGUGCUCUUGGGGAGUGAUGCGUUUAAUCUAUCUGAAACAUUUUUUUUUUGUGACUAUCAUAAUCUUGGCUCCAGACUUUCACUUUAAGCAGGGGGUGUUCAUUUCUGGCACCUCAGUGACACUGAACUACUGAAGGCAGAGAGCUAGAGCAAGCAGUAACCACAAUAUUGAUGAGUUAAACUGUCUUUGUCCUUAACACAACCGAUGAAAAAAAAAUGUGAUGCUGUUCGUUCAAUAUUGUAAUCACAAUAUUGAUGAAAAAAAAGACACAUAAUCUUGUUGAUCAUAUUGACCCCGAUCUUUUUUUUUUCUACUUAUGCUUA
This is a messenger RNA of Oryza brachyantha (malo sina), 1934 nucleotides long. RefSeq names its product beta-glucuronosyltransferase GlcAT14A-like. The record is from RefSeq and is a predicted model, not a curated record. Gene Ontology annotation, molecular function: glucuronosyltransferase activity. Gene Ontology annotation, cellular component: membrane. The transcript is spliced from 4 exons. Lineage: Eukaryota; Viridiplantae; Streptophyta; Magnoliopsida; Poales; Poaceae. The coding region runs from base 237 to 1520 and encodes 427 amino acids.